Molecule: messenger RNA, 4607 nt
Organism: Cheilinus undulatus (humphead wrasse)
Lineage: Eukaryota; Metazoa; Chordata; Actinopteri; Labriformes; Labridae
Product: zinc finger protein 91
Exons: 2
Coding region: 766-2136 (456 amino acids)
Biological process (GO): regulation of DNA-templated transcription
Molecular function (GO): DNA-binding transcription factor activity, RNA polymerase II-specific; RNA polymerase II cis-regulatory region sequence-specific DNA binding
Source: RefSeq, a predicted model, not a curated record
UCCGUUGAAAACUGAUACAGGGUUGACGCCAUCACUAACAUGAUAACAUCUUAAAAUGUGAAACCUUAAGGAUAUUUAUGGGUUUUUUUUGGAAAUUUUCUGUAUCGUUUAUAUAUUCUCGCUAUCUGAGAAGUGGGUGUGUUUCAGACAGACCCCGGAAAGUGGCCGUCAUGAGACCAAACACUCAGUUUAUUAACGUCAUGUACAAGUUAGCUAGCUAUUUGUUUUUAAAUGAUGCAUUGUAGCCGACAUGGGACAACAACCGUCUUGUAAUUUGGAGGCAGCAAAUAAUUUUGGCCUACGUGCGGCAAUUCUUGUGGAAAAGACCACCCAGAGCUUAGCUUGACCAGCUUCCUAUGCCUGAAGACUUGAGCAGUGAUGAGGAGAAAAGCAGAAUAAUAAUGCACACCCAGAGGGUAAAUGUUGGGAAUGUGGCAAAAUAAAAAUCAGCUCAAUAGCAUGCUGGAUUUCACACUCACAAAAGCUACAGCAUAAAAGCCUCCUUCCACAUCUGCAAGACUACUUCCCAAAACCUCACAUCCCUCUUUUCACUCCUGGACAAUGCACACUUGCCAGCAGUCUGUCAGUGACAUGUAGGACCUGAAUAAUCAUGCAGGGGCCCAUUGCAAGGGCAAGGGCUCAGAGCAAUUUCAAGAAGCUCCCUCUUUGAUUUCUGUGCUCAAAAAUUAGAAUAGUGGCAACUUUUACAAUCAAGUGCCAACACUUUGAAGCACAGAAUCAAUACUGCAUGUGUCUUUGUCAGAGAUGAGGCAUCGAAAAAGAGUCAGGAUGAAGCCUGAGGUAUCUGGAAACAGUGUGGAGUAUAUAGUGGGUGAAGAUGAUGAUAUGGAUUCAAGUAGCUCAGAGCUAGAGGAUAAAGGGAGGAAAUGGUCUAAACCUGUUGGAAACUGUAGAGAUGAUCCAGAAUCUGACAGUGGCUCAAGUUCAACUGAUGACUCCAGUGACUCUUCUCAUGAUCUGCAACCUAAACCAACCCCUGCUAUCCUUAAUAAAAAUAAAAACUCCAUCUGUGAAACUUGUGGCAGAGGCCCCUUUCGGUCACUUAAACUGCAUUUACUGCACUGCAGUGGUGUGAGACUGGAAUAUCAAUGUUUCCUUUGUAAGGAGUUUUUUAUGACUGAGAAGUCGCUAAAUGAACAUUACAUGUCUUUGUAUUCCUGCAACAUCUGUGGACAAGUUUUCUCCCAUGAGAGCAUGUACAGUCAGCACCGAUGCCCCAAAAGAAGCAAACCCCCUUUGGUCCUGUUUUGUGCUGAGACAAUGCCACAAGUGUGUAACAUAUGCAAAUCUUUUUUCACUUCUGAGAGAACUUUACAAAACCACGUCAACAGGGUUCACAUGUCAGUGGUGCGUACCAAAGUGUGUGUUCUUCUCAAGCCAUCACCUGUGACAGAUAAGAAGGUUAUGCCAGUAGCUCAGACAGCCACUCUGAAUGCUUUCAACCAGGUUGUAAAUGGAAAGCUUUAUGAUGGCCAAGCUUCAGCUUCAAGCCGAUCAACCCCCUCCUUUCACCCUGGUCCACCUCAUGCUGUAAGUGACACUGGUCAAAGUCUUCCUCUCACAGCACUCCAACCGGACACAGCUCCAUCUCCUGCAGCCUCUGGUCCAGUCUCCCCACAGUCGCCCACUAUUUUAGCCAUGUUUGAAAACGACAGCAAGGACAUGGCUUUGUUGAAACGCAUGAACACAGGCUGGCGCUCCAAAGCCCCUCUUACUUGCAGGCAGUGUGGCGCCAUCUUCCGACAGCCUUCCCUCAUCAUCACCCACCGCUACUUGCACCAAGGCCGCCGCUUACAUCGAUGCCAGUGUGGCAGAAGCUUCAAGCACCGUCUACACCUCCUGAGGCAUUGUGUUCAGCACGCAGAAAGUAUGAGCUAUAUCUGUGUGAGCUGUGGAGAGACUUUCAUUGGAGCAACAGUUUUAGCCAGACACAUAAAAGGCAAGUCCAGGAAGAAGUCAGGCUCUGGACGUACAUGGAAAUGUAAAGUAAAAGGAAAAUGCAGAAUGCCUUUUAAAUGUGACUGUGGACAACUGUUUUUUAGACCUUCUGCUUUCAUAUGGCACCAACUUAAAAACAGGAUGAAAACAAAAUCUUUGAAAAAGUGCUUAAAAUGACAAACAUAUCUCUGCUUUAUUCAAAGUUUAAAAUUCUCCUUUCUGACUUUGCUCACUGCACUAUAAAUCAAGUAAAGUCAAAAAGGAGUCAUCACAUUUGUCCUGUGUUUGUUAAAGUUUUGGAUUACCAUCAACAAAACCAAAUAAACAGACAUCAGUUCUUAAUGGGUUUUAAUUAUUAGCAUGUCCAAGAGAGCUGUUGAAGUUCUUUUACUGUGUGCAAAAAUACAAAACAAACAAGGUCAAAGCUAUUUUCUCAUUUGACAUUGUAUGUAAAUAUUUUAUAUUUUCCAUAAAAAGCUCCAGUUUAUCCUCCAGAGGAGAGAGAGUCCAGUUUCACACUUUUGUGUCUCACAAAGUGCUUUCAUGACAGUGCGGCCUGUUUUAUUUUUUAAUUUUUAAUUGAUUUAUUUUUUUAUUUAAAUUUGGCUUCCCUACAGUUGAUAUAGAUUUUUACUCCUGGGUCAAUUGAGAAGUCUUUUAAAGUGGAAAAUAGCCUCUGACUUUUAUAUGGUUGUCUUUGGACUUUAGGACUUAAAUUUCAACUGUCUUCAAAAUGGUAGUCUUCUUAAUUUGUAUCCAGUAGAUGGAGCUGUUGGGUUACUAAAAACAUCAUCACCAGGCAUCUCACACUCAGUUAUUUUCAGAACAGGUGUAAACUGGUGGAUAAUAAACGAAAAUACAGACAUGCAUUUAUGCUGAUAUACCAUUCACACCCGAGGACUUCUAACGUGAAAUAAAGUUUUGACUGAAAAUACUUACAUGAUCUUUAGUUUCUUCUCUAUGCAGAGCAUCAAGACACAUAAUUCCAUUCAUAACUCAACAGGCAGGGUUAGGGAAAAAGCAAAGCAAUGACAAAUCAUUAGACAUUAUAUAAUAUUCACAAAUUAUAAUAGCAAAAUCAUCUUGGCAAUCAUUAGCUGAAACAUCUACUUGUGAAACUGAAGACUUAAGAGGUUUUUAUAAAUAUGGAGGCCCUUGGGGGACAUGGGUUUUCAAAAAAACAAGUGCACAUCAGAAACUUAUGCCUGAUCAUGAGAACAUUUCUGAUGUUGAUAGUAAAGAUUUUACAGUUCAUGAUAACAGCCUAGGGUAGGUAGAAGAUCUUUUUUGUGUACAUAUGAACGUUUUGCAUGCACAUGUGAAAGUCAUAGAUACAAUACUGUGCUGAGGUUUUGGGCAUGUGGGGCACUAAGGAUUCCUCACAGGCCAGAUGUGUCACAACCUGGGGAUGGAUAGGGGAGUGGGGGGCUGCCAGAGUCAAGUUCAACACAUGUCAACAUACACCUGUGUCAUUGGCAGCUAAGGUCAAGCUCAACAACAUUUCUUUAGUCCAGGCCUCUUCUUUCCUUGUGAUACGCCCGGACACCUUUGGCAGUUUUUGUGCUUUCUGGCCUCCACAGCAUGACCAGGGGCUCAUGGCUACCCUAUCACCCACUAGGACAGUAGCCAAGGCCAAGUUUACCUGCCACAUCUGCACCUAACUCUGCUCUAAUGUGUAGAAUUUGCUUUUCUCCCCCACCAAAUUAUUCUCUCAUGCCUCUGGAAGCAUGCAAGGACGUCCAGAGCAUGACUGGGUUUGUGUCAGUCCUCAUUUCUGCCUGAUAGUGCCUUCACGCAGCUUACUUGCCAAAUCUGCACCUUAUUGCAUCCUCAGUUUUUGGCCCAAACAUGCUUAAAACUUCAGCAUUGUAUCUAUGGCUCACAGAGAUGGCAAACGACCGUCAAGCUAAUCCUAAGAAAUGGCAGAAACUAUAUAAUACACACAAAUUUUCUUGAUCUUUGCUUGAUUUCUGUUGUAGAGUCCUGACAGCAGAUAAGCGAUGUAACAUGACUUGGCAUAAUUGUUUUUUUUCCCAUUCCUAUUUACCUCUCUUUUGCUCACAUUGAGUUGAGUGAGGAACAAGGAAAGAGGUAGAUGACAAGGCAUCAGGAGUGUCAGACAGGAUUUUUUUCUGGAUUUUCUUUCCUUUACCUAAAUCAACAGAGCUUGUGAGCUUGCUUUACAAAGUGGAGACAGUUGUGCAUUAAUAAUUGCCAUAUCCAUGGUUGAAAUGUUAUGAUCUGACUUGUGUCAACCCCCUUUAACCCUUUGUAAACACUGCAUUGCACUAUUAGCACUUUAAAAAGUUUGACUGUAAACUGAUAAUAUUACAGAUGUAUUGAAAACAAAAGACUUUUGCUUGUAAUUUCACAGUGUGGUUAGACUACUAUUACUUCUACCCCUGGUGUAUGUUGAAGCACAAAGAAUAGCAAGUGCAAGCAAGUUAAAGCUCAGUCAUUCAAAGAGGAAGUAAUAUGGGAACACAAUCUAGAAAUGCCAUGGUCUUGAAGAAUGGAACAACAUUCCUCCCACAAAACUCCAGCAACUGGUCUUACUUGCGAGAUGUUUACAGACUGUUGUCAAAAGAGGGGGAGCGACACAGUGGUAAACAUGGCCCUGUCCCUACUUUUUCAGAUUGUUGCUGCCC